AUGCCUUUGUCAUACGUUCAACUUAAGUUAGACAAGAAACUACAAAAUGAACCGUUUGUCGCUGGUAGUAUUCGCAGUAGUGUUGGCAGUAGCCAGUGCCAGUAUCCACGGCCUCGGCGGUGCCGUGAUAGCUGGUCCAGCCGGUGCCAUCCAUGCCUCCGUGGCACCAGGUGCCAUUGCUCUGGGACACGGCGGCAUUUGGGGCGCCGGUCUGGGAGCCGGUCUUUGGGGAGGACACGGACUUCUUGCCCCUGGAAGCGGUCUCGAAGGUCAAUGGAUUCCCGACAUCAACGAGAAAUUGCACGACGACGGAUCCUACAAACCAUGGAUCUACGGCCAUUAGGAUUUGAGUGUGGAUGUGUUGUUUCUUGUAAAAUAUAUAAUUUAAUAAAUCUUUGUUGAACGCUAGAAA
Messenger RNA from Aethina tumida (small hive beetle), 412 nucleotides. RefSeq lists its product as uncharacterized. The transcript is spliced from 2 exons. Lineage: Eukaryota; Metazoa; Arthropoda; Insecta; Coleoptera; Nitidulidae. The record is from RefSeq and is a predicted model, not a curated record. Bases 47 to 343 code for a protein of 98 amino acids.